This is a messenger RNA of Mercenaria mercenaria, 3267 nucleotides long. RefSeq lists its product as uncharacterized. Gene Ontology annotation, molecular function: ubiquitin-protein transferase activity; protein binding; metal ion binding. Bases 118 to 3051 code for a protein of 977 amino acids. The transcript is spliced from 19 exons. The record is from RefSeq and is a predicted model, not a curated record. Gene Ontology annotation, biological process: protein ubiquitination; signal transduction. NCBI's taxonomy places the organism in Eukaryota, Metazoa, Mollusca, Bivalvia, Venerida, Veneridae.
UGUAAAAAUCAAUAAAGCUACACCUUGGAUACAAGACUGAACUAAUUCGUGUUUGAACGAACAUAUGAUAUCGUUCUCAUUCAGUCCUUACGCGUUAAGCAAAGGCGUAACGACAAUAUGUCGGGCGAAGGCGAAAUUGUCAGUGAAUCUGUUCCUUCCGAGGAUUUAGUGCCGGGUAAUGGAAACGACAAAUCAUUACAACAAAUUAUUACUGGUGUAGUGGAAAAUUUAAUGACAGAAAAAUUUGCGGACUUUAAGAACGAAAUAAAUGAUAGUGUGCAGGCAACAAUAAAUAAGUCACUGGCAGAGUUUCGCGCUCAGGAUACGCCAGCGAGACAAGAAAGCGUAUUACACUCACGUGAGGAAAACGUACAUCCAAAGACAGAUGUUGCGGGGACUUCUCCAAAGGAUAAACAAUCAUACUUACGACAGAGUGCAGAUGAUGAAUUACAAAGCACUACAACAAUGACUGGGGGAAAAGAAAUAGGUUCCGGGGAUCUAAACGCAGCAGAUGCAGAAAGGGGCAGUGACAGAAGUAGUCAAGAACUUGCGGAACAAGAUGUGAACCCAGAGUCGCUAUUGACUAAAAAGCUGAAGGACAUGAAACACGAACUCAUGCAGGAACUCCGCACUGAAAUGCAAACGGUUAUAUACGAAACGCUACAUGGAUAUCGGGUUGAAGGGAAGAUAAUUGAUAAUGGAAGUGGUGAACAAACAGAUAAUGAAAGUGAUGAUAACCUUGACAUGGAAAAAGGUACCAGUGAGGCUGAUACCACUGUAGAGAAGAUACAGUUUUGGCGAAAAAUGGCAAAAGAUGAAAAUAAAUCGGCUAGAGAAACUGAUCUCAGAUCUUCAUUCGGAAUACAUACCGUCAUUUGCCUCGAUACUUCUGAAAGUAUGAAGGAUCCAAAAGCUUGGACUCACGCAAGACAAUUCUACAUGGAGUAUCUAAACGGACUCCAACUUUUAAGUGAUGACGAUAAAACCCUCGACAAGGUAGCGCUAGUGGUAUUCGGAAAGGUCACGAAAGUUUGUCGGAGAUUUACCACAGAUUUUGAUGGUCUAAAGGCUGAAUUUGACAAUCUCAAACCAGAUGGCCCCAGCCCAAUGUUUGGUGGAUUGGUUUUAUCAAAAGCUGUAGCAGAAACAUCAGACAAGCGGUAUCCUAAUGCUGAUGUAGAAAUCUGGCCAAAGAUAAUAUUGAUAACAGAUGGGAGACCAACAGAUGUAAAUAACAUUGAUGGUGCAGAGGCAAGUGUUGCGGAUAAUUCCCCAAAGACAAAGAGACUUAUCUACAAUGAAGUUAAGCGCCUUAAAGAUGCAAGGAUAGAACUGCAUAUUGUUUAUGUUGGAGCAGCAGACUUUGAAUUUCUACAUAUGUUGCGGGAAUGUAUAGACGGCAGUAUGCUGCCAUAUACCGAUGGGGAGAAAAUGGCACAUUGUCAUUUAAUAAAGAUUAUUGCGAAACGGAUCACAGAAUCUAAAAAACGGAAAACAGCAGGCGGUUCAGAAGAUGAAAAAAAGUCUGCACUUGACGAGAUUCUACAGCCACUUCGGGAAAGCAUGGAAGAGGACUUGAAAAAACUAGUUGAAUUAAAAGUUGAAUUAAAAGAGCACAUGGAAAAUCUACUGAAGGAGAGAAAACAUGAUAUGUACAAAAUGUCGGAUGACAAAAGGUACCCACGUAUAGGCGAGAGGGUACGACGUGGGAGGAACUGGAACUGGGGUGACCAGGAUGGAAAUGGAGUAGGCACGAUAGUUGGACAUCAUCUUAAAGAUGCUGAAGAAAGGAAGCAACUUUGGGUCUGGGUAGAAUGGGAUGAAAAUGAAGAUAUCAAUGUCUAUAGAUAUCAACAUGGUAGUGGAAUGAAAUCUGAUGUGAAAAUUGUUCAAGAAGAGCGACUUCCACCUGAAAAUGGCCUAAUUGCAGUUGGAAUGAAAGUUGGUCCAGGAAAGGAUUUUGAAGAAGACAAACCUCAACCAUGCCAAGGAGUCGUUAUAAGACUUAUUGUCUCAUCUGAUAGUGAUGCCAGAUCAAAAGCGGAGGUGAUGUGGACUGAUGGAACAAGGGGUCAAUACUAUUUCGGAGAAGGAGGGACAAAAGUAGAAAUUGAACCAAGAACCGUUUUUGGCAAACCGGACAAACCACGGAAUCUAGAGAUUGUAAGUGUAUCAGACAAGGCUGUUCGUUUGAAAUGGGAAAAACCUGCGAAUUCUGGUGGUUGUAGCAUACUGAAAUACUCCGUUUUUAGAAAAACAGACAAUGAAAACAGCGACUGGUUACAAACUGUUGAUGUUGAUGGAAGUCAGACAUCAGCAACAGUUUCUGUCUUGCUUCCGAAAGAAAACUACAAAUUUGCUGUUAGGGCAGAAAAUAAAGAGGGAUUUGGAAUGUUGACAGAAACUAAAGAACCUUUCACGCUGGAGCUGAAAGUCAAUAGACCACAGCCUCCAGCCGGUCCAGUACGCUUCUCUAAAAUUACAAAAAGCAGUUGCACCAUGUCUUGGAAGGAACGUCAAGCGUUUCAGGAGAGCACGGUUGCACCUGUCAGCCGCUACAUCCUUGAAUAUCGUCCAGCGAAUGAUCGAUGGAAUUCUAUCGAUGUUGGACUUGCCACUACAUAUAAGAUAUGUAACCUGAAGAAAUCCACACGGUAUGAAGUUCAAGUUAAGGCUGUGAAUGAAAGCGGGGAGUCUGAACCUCUUGAGAUGCACACGUUCUAUACAAUGACCCUGUUAGAUGAUGAUAUUCCAGAUGCUGAGUUACAUCCAAAAGAUAUAGCAGAGUUAUCGCAAGGAAUUGGGAAUACUUGGCCAAUACUGGGAGCCUACUUUGACAGAACUAAUGUUGAAAUUCAACGCAUCAAGGAAGAUAACAACUUAAGUGUUGCGAUGCAAAUAAACACUAUGCUCUUAAGUUGGAAAGCAGACAGAGGUGCAGAUGCAACAAUGCACAAAUUUUUGGAAAUUAUUGAAAAAUUUAAAGCAACUGUUAAUGUAGAUUGGCCUAUAAUUGAGCAAGUCACCAGGCGAUUCCAAAAUGAAGCUUAGUGGAUGUUUCUAAGAGAAACAUAGACAUUUCAUUCAGAUCGAUAAAACAUUAUCCGAAAUGAAUUGAAAUGGCGAAAAGUUAAACCACUGUGAAAGAAAGCCUAAAUCGUAAAGUUCAUAUAAUGUACAGGUGCGCCUCAAAAUUUAAGGUAUUAGGCCUAUAGUAGAGUAUCUCCAUUUUGAAGAGUAUUCAAUUCCUACCAUAAACCUACUUUG